This is a messenger RNA of Mesocestoides corti, 1236 nucleotides long. NCBI's taxonomy places the organism in Eukaryota, Metazoa, Platyhelminthes, Cestoda, Cyclophyllidea, Mesocestoididae. The record is from the annotation of a GenBank genome assembly.
AUGCGGAUCUUAAGCAAGAGUAUCGAUCGAUAUUCAUCAGGUAGUAUAACACUUAUUGCCGAGAAUGAAGAAGACAUGUGGCUUAUCUACAAUCUCGUUCAAAUUGGAGACAGCUUUUGCUGUUCCACAGUGCGCAAGGUUCAGACCGAAUCAUCCACGGGCAGUGUCGCGUCAAAAACCGUUAGAACAACUCUAACCAUAGAAAUUGAGACAAUUGAUUUUGAUACUCAUGGUUCAGUUCUUCAUCUGAAGGGCCGAAAUAUCGUCGAGAACCAAUUCGUGAAACUAGGCGCUUACCACACACUUCAAAUCGGCAUUCAAGACAAAUUCACGGUCUCUAAACAGGAAUGGGAUAGUGUUGCGCUACUUCUAGUCGACCAAGCCGGCGAUCCAACGCAGCAAGCCGACGUUGCCACCGUGAUUAUGCACGAGGGACUGGCGUAUGUCUGCUUAAUCACCAAUUCAACCACUGUUGUUCGCGCCAAAAUCGAGAGUACCAUUCCCCGAAAAAGGCCCAAUUUACCAACUGCGCAGCAUGACAAGGGAGUUACCAAAUUCUUUGAUCAAAUCAUUCAAGCCAUAGAACGUCAUGUCCGCUUUGAUGUGGUGAAGUGCGUCAUCGUGGCUAGUCCGGGCUUCCUCAAGGACCAAUUCUUUGAGUACCUGUGUCAGGUUGCUACGAAGGAAGAAAAACGCGUCUUUUUGGAGAACAAGGGUAAAUUUAUGCUGGUGCAUUCUUCGUCGGGUCACAAGCACGCGCUAAAGGAGAUUCUGGCCGACCCAAUGGUCGUAAGCAAGAUUGUCAAUACCAAGGCGGCGGGUGAAAUCACUGCAUUGAACGAUUUCUACCAAAUGCUCAAGGUCGAUUCGUCUCGUGCCUUCUACGGGCCAGUUCGUCACGAGUCGGCCAAGUCACGUGACUUACUCCUUGCCUUCGUUGUCUACAGAAUUAAGCACGUGGAAACAGCGGUUGCGGCGUUCGCCGUGGAGACCCUUCUCAUCUCAGACGCCCUCUUCCGUUCACGGGACUUGUCGGAGCGCAGGAAGUACGUCUCGCUUGUCGACACCGUUAAGGAAAAUAUGGGCACUGUGCGAAUAUUCUCUAGUCUUCACGUCUCCGGUGAACAAUUGAACCAGUUGUCGGGUAUUGCAGCGAUCCUUCGUUUCCCCAUCCCUGAACCCGAAUCCGACGACGAGGACGCUGAAGGGCUGGAUUUUGAGAUGGAGACUGCUUGA